Molecule: messenger RNA, 1338 nt
Organism: Mauremys reevesii (Reeves's turtle)
Lineage: Eukaryota; Metazoa; Chordata; Testudines; Geoemydidae
Product: nicotinamide/nicotinic acid mononucleotide adenylyltransferase 2-like
Exons: 10
Biological process (GO): NAD+ biosynthetic process
Cellular component (GO): Golgi apparatus
Molecular function (GO): nicotinate-nucleotide adenylyltransferase activity; nicotinamide-nucleotide adenylyltransferase activity
Source: RefSeq, a predicted model, not a curated record
UGAUCCCCUCCUCCUUGUUUCCUUCCUUAGAAAGAGCCCGGGAUUAUCUGCACAAGACUGGAAGGUUCAUUGUAAUUGGUGGAAUCGUCUCACCUGUACAUGACUCCUAUGGGAAGCAGGGCCUGGUCUCCAGCCGACACCGUCUGACCAUGUGCCAACUGGCCGUCCAGUCCUCUGACUGGAUCAGGGUGGACCCCUGGGAGUGCUAUCAGGACACCUGGCAGACUACCUGCAGCGUACUGGAACACCACCGUGAUCUGAUGAAGCGAGUGACUGGCUGCAUCCUCUCCAAUGUGAACACGCCUUCCAUGACCCCAGUGAUUGGACAGCCCCAGAAUGAGUCUCCACAGCCCAUUUACCAGAACAGCAAUGUUUCCAACAAGCCCACGGCAGCAAAGAUCUUGGGGAAGAUGGGAGAAAGCCUGAGCCGGAUUUGCUGUGUCCGUCCACCAAUGGAGCGCUUCACCUUUGUGGAUGAGAAUGCGAAUUUGGGGACCGUGAUGAGAUACGAGGAGAUUGAGCUUCGUAUCUUAUUGCUUUGUGGCAGUGACCUGCUGGAGUCCUUCUGUAUCCCAGGCCUCUGGAAUGAGUCUGAUAUGGAGGUGAUUGUCGGGGACUUUGGGAUCGUGGUGGUGCCUCGGGACGGCACAGACACAGACCGGAUUAUGAACCAUUCCUCAAUACUCCGCAAGUACAAAAACAACAUCCUGGUUGUGAAGGAUGACGUGAACCACCCAAUGUCUGUCGUCAGUUCAACUAAAAGCAGACUGGCCCUGCAGCACGGGGAUGGACACGUUGUGGAUUACCUGUCUCAGCCCGUCAUUGACUACAUCCUCAAGAGCCAGCUGUAUAUCAACGCCUCUGGUUAAAGCCUGAGGCGCUGCAGCAAGGCAGCCCCACCGCUCCACUUCCCUCCAGCUCUCCAUCACACUUCUCGCUCUCUGUGUGUCUGUCUCUCUCUCUCUCUCACAGCCUCCGGCGCGUCCGCCUGUCUCACUCACUGACUCUAGCGCUCCAUAGUGCAGGAAUCUCCAGGGAGCUGUGGCAAACCACCAAUGGUACACAGCUCGGCAAUCUGCUUUGGAGAACCCUUCCCCUUCAUACACCGGGGGGCAGGGGGUACGGUAAAUAGAGAUGUACCCAGCAUGCCUUAGGGAGGUGGCUCUGGUGUCCACCUUCCCAGCAUGCCCUAGGGAAGUGAUCCUGGUGUCCACCUUCCCAGCAUGCUCCAGGAACAGGGGCUCAGUCUUUUCCCAUCUUACGGCACUUAAGCUAAAUAAAACACGGUGGAUCUUUUUAUUAAUAGUUUUAGUGUGAGCCCCUUGGCCUCGCGACAUG